GCUGCCCCGGGUAAGAUGGCGGCGGGGGCCGUGUCCCGGAAGUGACGUGGAGCGCUCCCAGCCCGGUCCCAGCAUGGUGGAGAAGAAGGUGUCAGUGCGCUCCCAGGACCCCGGGCAGCGGCGCAUCCUGGACCGGGCGACCCGGCAGCGCCGGCUGAACCGCCAGCUGGAGGCGCUGGAGAACGACAACUUCCAGGACGACCCCCACGCCAACCUGCCCCAGCUGGUCAAACGCCUGCCCCAGUUCGACGACGACGCCGAGACGGGGAAGAAGAAAAAGAAAACCCGGGGAGAUCACUUCAAACUGCGCUUCCGGAAAAACUUCCAGGCGCUGCUGGAGGAGCAGAAUCUGAGCACCAGCGAGGGCCCCAACUACCUGACGGCCUGCGCGGCCCCCUCCAGCCUCCCCCAGCGCCACUUCUGCGCCGUCUGCGGCCUCCCCUCCCACUACACCUGUGUGAGCUGUGGGGCGCGUUACUGCUGUGUGCGCUGCCUGGGCACCCACCAGGAGACCCGGUGAGCCCCCCGCUGCCCC
Messenger RNA from Gopherus flavomarginatus (Mexican gopher tortoise), 535 nucleotides. RefSeq names its product zinc finger HIT-type containing 1 (gene ZNHIT1). Gene Ontology annotation, cellular component: Swr1 complex. Bases 74 to 520 code for a protein of 148 amino acids. Gene Ontology annotation, molecular function: nucleosome binding. Gene Ontology annotation, biological process: chromatin remodeling. Lineage: Eukaryota; Metazoa; Chordata; Testudines; Testudinidae. The transcript has 4 exons. The record is from RefSeq and is a predicted model, not a curated record.